AUGGUAGAUCGACAGCUCGCAUCCGAGUUGUGGUACCAUGGUUUAUUACCUCGAGAAGAUAUCAAGAUGAUGCUGCGAAAUAAUGGAGAUUUCCUCGUCCGAACCACAGAGCCAGUAGCCGGUCAACCACGAGCGUUUGUUCUGUCGGUGAUGUUUAGACAAGAACUGGAAGAUCAGGGAGUAAGAGGGUUACUUUUUAUGAGAGAGAAGUGA
This is a messenger RNA of Cooperia oncophora, 213 nucleotides long. The record is from the annotation of a GenBank genome assembly. NCBI's taxonomy places the organism in Eukaryota, Metazoa, Nematoda, Chromadorea, Rhabditida, Trichostrongylidae.